Drosophila serrata is the source of this 817-nucleotide messenger RNA. RefSeq lists its product as uncharacterized. Lineage: Eukaryota; Metazoa; Arthropoda; Insecta; Diptera; Drosophilidae. The record is from RefSeq and is a predicted model, not a curated record.
CAUUAAAUAAGAAAAAACAAUAGAAACCCAGUUGAAAUCAUAAAAUAAUUAGUUGAAAAUGCCAUCACCCCUGGUGAUCUCGCUAAUCGCAGUGCUGUAUCUCUGCCUCAGUCCAAGCAUAAUUGCCCAAGACUCUGAGCUGGCGGAACGUAACCACAAGAAACGUCAAAUCUAUCGGGAGCAAGUCUUGCCCCAUGCGGGCGGCAAGAUCCCGGACACAGCCUUCGAAACGGAUCGUUUGUUUCUCAAUCGCCUCCAAAAGGAGGGCAUCGCAGUGCCCGAUGGCAUAGUGCCCGAGCAGAGGAGUCCACAGGUUUAUCAAUACUACAGCAAACCCAUGCGCACCGUCUUCCACAUUGCCCUCAGCUCUGAUGGCAGGUUCACGCCGCGAGAGGGGCGCUACCACUACCGCCAGGUGCCAACGGUGGAGACGACCUACCUGUAUCCGCAGGCGGUGGGGCGCCAGCACGUGUUGGUGCCGCCAAAGCACGCCCUGCCCGUCUACCGACAGCUCCAGUUGCACAAUCCCCUGCUUAACCAGGUCAAGUUGCAGCCCAAGAAGAUGCCAAACUUUCUGGACCUGGCACCGACGGUGGGCAAGAGUCAGACAAACCCACUGGCCGGAUCGGCCAAGGCGCAGUCGUAUCAGAAUGUGAAUCUCCUGCAUGGUCACAGUCCGGUGCUGCCGGCUUUCAAGAAGACCUCCCGGGGCAGCAAGACCUAUGUGGACAGCUAUGGCACAACCCAUCUCUUCAGCGAGUUUGACGAUCUGCUGAACAAACUAAACCUGCCGCAAAUGGCCCGCAAGAAUUAUUAG